GUACGAAGCAAAUUAUUCUCUCAUUUUUGCGGAGUAGACAUGGGGCACCUGCACAAUCUCAUAACAUGGGCCAAGGCCCAAGGCGUGGUGGUUGACGCGAUACAGCCGAGCAAGAUUCCCGGUCGAGGCACAGGGAUUCUGGCCACGCGAAAGAUUAAGGCGGAAGAGGAAGUCUUGAAGGUGCCUCCUAGAGCGUUGCGCUGCUUGGAGUCGGUUCCAUCGAGGGUACGCGAGAGAUUGCCCGCGGAAACGAGCAUCCAGGCACUGCUCGCGGCGGAUCUGGCUCUUGAUAGGAGCGCCAAUGCGGUGCCUUGGAAGGCUGUGUUGCCGAAGAUGAGUGAUUUUGAAGUAGGCAUGCCGAUGAUGUGGCCGAGGGAGCUGAAGCAUCUUUUGCCUCUUGAGCCUAGAAAUCUUGUCUUCAAGCGGGAGAAGGCUUUCCAGGGCGAUUGGAGUGAUUUUCACAAGGCAUUUUCGGACAUAUCGUAUGAGGAGUACACGUAUGCAUGGCUGACUGUCAAUACUCGGACGUUUUACAACGAAUCGCCCGAGACGUUGAAGUAUCCCUGGGAAGAUAGGCUGGCGCUGAUUCCCGUGGCCGAUUUGUUUAACCAUGCGGACGCUGGGUGUAGGGUGUAUUACUCUCCAGAAGGAUACCACAUCGUUGCGGAUCGAGACUACAAAAGGGGAGAGGAGUUGUACAUCUCGUACAGUAGCCACUCGAACGACUACAACCUCGUCGAGUAUGGCUUCGUCCCUGAUGAGAAUCCGUCAGACGAUGUCUACAUUGACGAUGUUAUUUUUCCCAAGCUGAGUGAGAGCCAAAAGGCGGACCUCGAAAAGCGAGAUUUACUCGGGGUGUAUCCUCUAGGAGAGGCGACCGAGGAAUUUCGCCGUACGCAAGCGGUGUUGAGACUGCUUUGCUGCACGACCAAGGAAUUUAAGCGAUUUCUCAACGACGAGGAAAAGGGGCGUGGUGUUCAAAGUCGAGUUGACGAGUAUCUGGUCAAGUUGCUGGAUGAGUUUUUGAAUGACAUUGUUGCAAAGCGGCUACGGGAGGUUGAUGCUUUGACAGUUGGUUUGAGAGGCCAAAGGGCGCUUUUGGCGAAGCGAUGGAUGCAGAUUGAGGUGAUUGCAAAGGGGAAGAUGGAAAGCUACCGUGAGAGGGAUGGAUACUAAGGAGUAAAAGGGUUGGCUUCUUUGGGAACACGGGGGUUGGUUUCAAUUCAUGUGCAUAAUACGGGCGUGGCAUCAUAUAUAGAAUGGCGCAAUAGAUGAGAAAUAGAUUGCUUUUUAAUGAUUGAA
Messenger RNA from Trichoderma atroviride IMI 206040, 1302 nucleotides. RefSeq lists its product as uncharacterized. The record is from RefSeq and is a predicted model, not a curated record. Gene Ontology annotation, molecular function: protein binding; protein-lysine N-methyltransferase activity. Gene Ontology annotation, biological process: peptidyl-lysine monomethylation. Lineage: Eukaryota; Fungi; Ascomycota; Sordariomycetes; Hypocreales; Hypocreaceae.